Molecule: messenger RNA, 2442 nt
Organism: Panonychus citri (citrus red mite)
Lineage: Eukaryota; Metazoa; Arthropoda; Arachnida; Trombidiformes; Tetranychidae
Product: chromatin remodeling regulator CECR2-like
Exons: 6
Coding region: 546-2117 (523 amino acids)
Biological process (GO): chromatin remodeling
Cellular component (GO): CERF complex
Source: RefSeq, a predicted model, not a curated record
UAACAAGUUUACAAAACAAUCAACUAAUUUGAAAAUCAAUUCUGAAAAGGAUUUCAAUCAACAGAUUAUAAAACCCUUAAAAGGAUUAUAAGAAUUAAGAAAAAGAUUUUCUAAAUUAUUCUAAUCAAUUAAUUUAAUUGAAACAAUCAAAAAGUAAUUAAAGAUUUGAAAUGAAGAAAAUGUUAAAUUAUAUGAAUACGAAACAUUUUUUUUCUAAUGGUUAAACUGAAAUGAAUUAUUAUCGUUAAUUGUUGAAAAUUUCUCAAGGAAUUGUGUUCAAGUUAAUCCGAUAAUCUAAAUGAGAUUAAAUUGUGAUUAACUUUUGAAUGGAUUUAAUUUUCAAAAGAACCGGGGAUCGAAUGUCUAUUCUCACAGCGAGAUGAGUCUAUUCAUCGAGCAUUUUCCUUAGAAUUAGUUACUCGUCUCUCUUUUCAGAGACAAAGAUAUUUGUUAUUGUGUUUGUUUAAAUAUCUUUCAACUAAUUUAACUUUUGAUUAAUUGAUUAACUCUAUUUGUUGAAUCACUUUAUUUAAUUAAUUGUUCAAAUGGAAUCAGUAAGACAAGAAGAACUUCAAUCUUACUGGGAAGUGGCCAGUAUCACACAUUUCUGUCACUUAUUUAAGAAAAAGUUGAAAUUACCUGCAUUUGAAUUUGAGGAUCUGGAAGAAGCUAUUUUAGAGCCAAUCAAUGCUGAAGGUGAUGAAAGUGGAAGAUGGCUAAUUGAAAAGAUAAUUAAAUCUCUUUUGUCUGGAUACUUUGGCCAAUCUAUUAAUGAUGCUAAUUAUGAUCGUUUUUUCCGAAAGAUAAUGGAAAAAGAAUGGGAAGAGAAUGAUAAAUUUAAAAAUCCUAUGGUUCAAGUUUCUUUUGACGAAAAUGGUGAAGAAAGAGUUGAAUGGCUCGAUUUUCAUUCUUUGCAUGCAAGAACGAAGGUUCAAAUUUUAUACAGAUUAUGUGAUUAUCGACUUUCGGCUCCCGAUUCAUCUACUUUUGUCAAAGACGCUGCUGGCAGAUUAAGACUUAAACCUAUUGGAAUAGAUUCUUUAGGAUAUGUUUAUUGGUAUUUCCACGGGCGAAGACUUUACAAAGAAAAGCCUCGAGUUGCCAAAAUUCUUGUCGAGAAGCUUCGAGAACCAAUGAAAAUGGUUAAUGGUACUUCUUCUCCUAUCAGAGAAGAUGCAACUGAAAAAAUUGAGGAAACGUUGAAGUCUCCAGAAAAAGAGUCUGCGGAAAUUGAAGUUGAAGCAGAAACAGAAACAGAAACUCAAGAAAUGCCAAAAGCACCAAUGAAUGAUCAAAUAAAUGGUUUUAAUAAAACAAUGGCCUCUGGUCUUAAAAAUCAAACUACUUUAUGGAAUUGGUUGAAAACAACACAAUCAAAGCCUGAACCCAAAUCAACCACUGGAAUUCCUGUAUCAAUACUCAAAGAAUCUUGGACAGUAAUUUGCCAUGAUGAAGAAGAAUGGAGGAAACUAAUUGAAAGAAUGAAACAAAGUUUAAGUUUACCUGAUCGUGAAUUAGCUGAAAGGUUCAAAUUAACUUACUUACCUAAAGUUGCUGAAAUAGAGGCAGAAAUGUUGAAACGUCAACGUGCCGAAGAGAAAGCAAGGGAACUUGCUUCGAUGCCGAAAAGAUGUUCUCAACGAAUAGCUUCCAAGUUAGCGAGUCAACAACUCAGUGCUGAUAACAUUAUUGAAAACAAAUGUCGAAGUAGAGCUGAUCGUGCUCGACUUCGUGAUCUCUACCGUGGUGCUUGUGAUGAAGGAGCAACUGAAGAUGCUAAUGAUGAAAGUUUCAACCCUAAAAAUGAAGGAGACAAAGAUUCAUGUUUCGAUGAAGAAGAAGAGCUUGAACCAAACGACGAAGAUGAUGAAACUGAGCCCAUAAAAUAUCAUUCUCGUAGAAAUGGAAAAAAUUCCAAUAGUCCAGUACAAAAUAUCGAAGAUGACGAGCCAACACCAUCGGUUUCAUCAGCUUCGGCUGCGUCACUUUCCUCAAAUGAUAAAGAAGAUGGUUCAAUCUCAUCAGCUGAUUCUCGAUUUCCUCGUAGGAGUAAUCGAAGGGCAACAAAACCAGAAGAACCUCCAACUUUGGUUAAACGUAUUCGCGUUGGAUGUUAACUAAUCUAUAUAUUAAUUGUUCUCGUCGUUACAAUUUACCAUCUAUACUACAGCACACAAGAUGACAACAAUUAGCUAGAAAUUCAACUCUUCAACGUUAUUUAAAUACUAUUUUCAUAUCCAAGUCAAAAAUUGUCAUCUCUUUACAGUCACUUUUUGACCAUUGACAAAAAAUACAUGUUAUACUUAAAUUGCAUUAAUUUUUUAUCAAAGUUUGCAUCUUGUUCAACUAACACUAAUUCUGAAAAAAAAUAUCAUUUGUUUGUACAAAUCUCUCAUCCUUUUAUAUAUUACAAACCAAUUAAAUCAUUUACAAUCAAUGUGA